AUGGACAAGCUCAAGGAAAAGAUGAACUCGCUGCGGCUCGAGACCGAUGCUGCCCAGGAGAAGGCCGACGAGGCUCUUGAGAAGGUCAAGGCCCAGGAGCAGGAGCUGCUCCAGAAGGACCACGAGAUCCAGGCUCUCACCCACAAGAACUCUCUGCUGGAGGAGGAGGUUGAGAAGCUUGAGCAGCAGCUCUCAGAGUCCAAGGACGCCGCCGAGGAGGGCGCCACCCAUGGUGCUGCCAACGAGGGUCUUUCCAAGAAGCUGGCCAUCCUGGAGGAGGAUCUGGAGAACUCUGACCGAAACCUGCGAGAGACCACUGAGAAGCUGCGACAGACCGACGUCAAGGCCGAGCACUUUGAGAGAAAGGUCACCUCUCUCGAGCAGGAGCGAGACGACUGGGAGAAGAAGCACGAGGAGCUGCUUGAGAAGUACAACGCCGCCAAGAAGGAGCUGGAGGAGAUCACCCAGCAGCUCGAGAGCAUCUAG
This is a messenger RNA of Yarrowia lipolytica CLIB122, 486 nucleotides long. RefSeq lists its product as uncharacterized. The record is from RefSeq and is a predicted model, not a curated record. Lineage: Eukaryota; Fungi; Ascomycota; Dipodascomycetes; Dipodascales.